This is a messenger RNA of Zingiber officinale, 1498 nucleotides long. RefSeq lists its product as uncharacterized. Gene Ontology annotation, biological process: post-translational protein targeting to membrane, translocation. Bases 397 to 1344 code for a protein of 315 amino acids. NCBI's taxonomy places the organism in Eukaryota, Viridiplantae, Streptophyta, Magnoliopsida, Zingiberales, Zingiberaceae. The transcript is spliced from 5 exons. Gene Ontology annotation, cellular component: endoplasmic reticulum membrane; endoplasmic reticulum. The record is from RefSeq and is a predicted model, not a curated record.
UUUCCCUGUAUAAUCCCUUAACAUGUUCAUUGCUAUUCGACUUUGUGGAAGUUAAAUUUUAUUUUUAAAUUCAUUUAUUUGAUCUAUUUUUGGAUGGAAAUGGAAUAAAAGUAGGGUUUUUGUUCUUCCUCUGCGCGAAUUUCUUGUAAGAUAAGCCGUCAGUUCGUCCAAUAUUUAACAUUUUCCCUUUUUUUAAAAAUGUUUAUGGUUAUUAACUGUCAUGUUCUUUUUGUUUAAUCAGAAAUUGCAAUUCUAUAUUGCUAAAGAUAAGGUCAGCUUUAUGUAUACAAUGAAAUGAACUGUACAAAUCGGGCGCAGCAGUUCAUUAUUUUCCUUGCCUCGCAAAGGACAUGAAGAACCAUAUCCAACAAAAGGAAAUGUUAUCAGCUCAAGACCAUGUUGCUGAAGAAUACUCCGGGUAAAGAUGUUUUCCAGCUGUUUGCUGAAAAGGUUAGAGACAAUAAAAAGUUGGAAUCAAGAUGGGCCAUCAUGCAAGAAACAAGAGUUGAGUACUUUAGAGGCAAAGACUUUACAGUCUUUUUGAGAAAUUAUCCAGAGGUCAAGGAAAUUCUUGCUUAUGAUAAGGAUCUAGAAGUAGCAGAUAUCAUAAAUACACUAUUAAUCAAAAACCUUUUGGUGAGAUGUGAUCGUGUGCUUAAAACGGUUAGGCCUGGGAAGAAAAAGUUGUCCUCAUGGCCUGCUCAUCUUGAGAUUCAUUCUGAACAAGUAUUCUCUGAAAAUGAUGGUUUUUUUGCAUGGACUUUCAUGAAAAGGCGGACCCUGUGGCAAACAAUUCUUUCGUUUCUUUGGCCACUUGUUGCACUAGCGGUGUGCCUAUUUCCUGUAUACCCUUACCAAUGCAAGAUUGUUGUUCUAUACGCCUGUGCUGGAGCUUUGUUGUUCUUGGUUACACUGCUGCUUAUUCGAGGAGCUAUCUUUGGCAUUCUAUACAUUAUUUUGGGAAAGCGCAUCUGGUUUUUCCCCAAUAUAAAUGCUGAGGAAACAACAUUUAGAGAGCUAAUCCGAUUUUGGCCAAAGAAGGAUGAAGAAGAGCCCCCAAAAUGGACAUCAAGGGUUACAUUUGCCAUUGGGACUGCGUUGAUUGUGGUUUUGCUUCGGCAUCAUGCUCCCAACGAGGCUGCUAGAGCUAGAUACCAGAAGAAGGUUUACAACAUUAUCGAUGAUGUCCUCGAGUGGUCUCCAAAGCUAGCAUUAUCGGGGAUGAUGGAGAAGCAACACCCUCUUGUUAACGGAACAGAGACAAACUUUACAAAAGAAGAGAAUCAAUCAGCCAAUACUGAAGAUUUGGUUCAAGAGGCUGAUCGAGAUUCAGCUCAAGUUUAGUAAUACAGGAUUACAAUUAUCCAAAUUUUGCUUCCUCAUCUUCUGAAUCUUGAAUUUUGAAUGAAGAAUUUUGUGGGUUCAGGAAGCUGAUCGAGAAUCUUGAAGUACAUUUGCUACAAUAUUUGAUUAAUAUCAAGUCUUUUACUUUUGAUGA